Messenger RNA from Schistocerca nitens (vagrant locust), 1347 nucleotides. Its product is annotated as probable dimethyladenosine transferase. The coding region runs from base 160 to 1080 and encodes 306 amino acids. The record is from RefSeq and is a predicted model, not a curated record. Gene Ontology annotation, molecular function: rRNA (adenine-N6,N6-)-dimethyltransferase activity. Gene Ontology annotation, biological process: rRNA methylation. Lineage: Eukaryota; Metazoa; Arthropoda; Insecta; Orthoptera; Acrididae. Gene Ontology annotation, cellular component: mitochondrial matrix. The transcript has 6 exons.
UCUUUGAAGAAUUCUGUUGAUAAAAUCUUUGGCGACAAAUACUGUUUACAGCGGUGUGCAUUUGUUUAUGUUGUGUAUAAUGUUUCACGUGGUGAGGUGACCAGCCGUGAUUGCGAAGCAUAAAUUUUAUGGAACGAAGUUAGCUUAAAACCAAGCGCAAUGCCGAAGAUAAAGGCAGAGAAGAAGGCAAGGCAGCAUCAGGUGGUUGCCAAACAGGGAAUUCUAUUCAACAAAGAAUUUGGUCAACAUAUUUUGAAGAAUCCUUUGAUAAUUCAAAGUAUGAUUGAAAAAGCUGCUCUACGACCUACUGAUGUAGUGCUAGAAAUUGGUCCAGGUACUGGAAAUAUGACUGUCAAACUUCUUGAAAGGGCUAAAAAAGUUAUAGCCUGUGAAAUAGAUACACGUUUAGUUGCUGAACUGCAAAAAAGGGUACAAGGUACACCAAUGCAAUCUAAACUGCAUAUAUUGAUUGGUGAUGUUCUGAAGUCAGACUUGCCAUUCUUUGACUUGUGUGUGGCAAAUAUCCCGUAUCAGAUCUCGUCACGUCUAGUUUUCAAGCUCCUUUUACACAGGCCGUUCUUCCGUUGUGCAGUAAUUAUGUUCCAACGAGAAUUUGCUCAAAGGCUUGUUGCAAAACCUGGUGAUAAACUGUACUGUAGAUUAUCCAUUAACACUCAGCUCUUAGCAAGAGUGGAUAUGCUAUUGAAGGUAGGGAAGAACAAUUUCAAGCCACCUCCAAAGGUGGAAUCAAGUGUAGUUCGAAUAGAGCCUAGAAAUCCUCCGCCUCCCAUCAAUUUUACAGAGUGGGAUGGGCUUACAAGAAUUGCCUUCACAAGAAAGAAUAAAACAUUGGGCUCAGCAUUUAAACAGUCAUCAGUUCUUGCUGCACUUGAAAAGAAUUACAAGAUUCACUGUUCAUUACACAACAUAACACUUCCAGACAAGUUUGACAUUAAAGUGAAGAUUGAUGAUAUCCUCAAGCAAAAUGAUUUUGAAACAAAGAGAGCCCGAACCAUGGAUAUUGAUGACUUCAUGAAGCUCUUGCACGCAUUCAAUAUGGAAGGUGUACAUUUUUCGUAGCAGUGGAAUUUUUAUAUAUACAUGGGACAGUUGUCACCUGCAUCACUCCUGAAUGAAGUACACUUGUGGACACAGUGGCGUCUUCUUGCAUAUGGUGCAGUGGACUUGGAAACAUCGUUUAAGAUUUCUGAGUGUAUAAUUAUUUUUGUUAUUAAGGUCUGAGCACACAUUGUGAGAACUUAAAAGUGAGCUCUUUAUGCCCAGUUUGUUGCUGCAGGUAUCCAGUUGUCUAAUAAAAAAGGAAAGAACACUAUUUGGUUCCAGAAA